AUGGAGGCGCCCGCGGGCGGCGAGGCCGGCGGCGACGGGCCCGGGGCGGGCGCCCACCCCGACGCGCGGGCCCCGGGCAGCGCGGCCGCGCGGGACUCGGAGCGGCAGCUGCGCCUCCGCCUGUGCGUCCUCAACGAGAUCCUGGGCACCGAGCGCGACUACGUGGGCACCUUGCGCUUCCUGCAGUCGGCCUUCCUGCACCGCAUCCGCCAGAACGGGGCCGACUCGGUGGAGAAGGGGCUCACAGAGGAGAAUGUCAAGACGCUGUUCUCGAACAUCGAAGACAUCCUGGAGGUGCACAAGAACUUCCUGGCCGCCCUGGAGCACUGUCUGCAGCCCGAGCCCCAGUCCCAGCACGAGCUGGGGAACGUCUUCCUGAAGUUUAAGGACAAGUUCUGCGUGUACGAGGAGUACUGCAGCAACCACGAGAAGGCGCUGCGGCUGCUGGUUGAGCUGAACAAGGUCCCCGCGGUGCGGGCCUUCCUCCUGAGCUGCAUGCUGCUGGGCGGCCGGAAGACCACGGACAUCCCGCUGGAGGGCUACCUGCUGUCCCCCAUCCAGAGGAUCUGCAAGUACCCGCUGCUCCUCAAGGAGCUGGCCAAGCGGACCCCGGGCAAGCACCCUGACCACCCCGCCGUCCAGAGCGCCCUGCAGGCCAUGAAGACCGUCUGCUCCAACAUCAACGAGACCAAGCGGCAGAUGGAGAAGCUGGAGGCGCUCGAGCAGCUGCAGUCCCACAUCGAGGGCUGGGAGGGCUCCAACCUCACGGACAUCUGCACCCAGCUGCUGCUUCAGGGAACGUUGCUGAAAAUCUCCGCAGGCAACAUCCAGGAGCGAGUCUUCUUCCUCUUCGACAGCCUCCUGGUCUACUGCAAGCGGAAAUCCAGGGUCACCGGGAGCAAGAAGCCCAGCAAGAGGACCAAGUCCAUCAACGGCUCCCUGUACGUGUUCAGGGGCCGCAUCAACACCGAGGUCAUGGAGGUGGAGAACGUGGAGGACGGGACAGCGGAUUACCACAGCAACGGCUACACGGUCACCAACGGCUGGAAGAUCCACAACACAGCCAAGAACAAGUGGGUCGUGUGCAUGGCCAGGACGGCCGAGGAGAAGCAGAAGUGGCUGGACGCGAUCAUCCGCGAGCGGGAGCAGCGCGAGAGCCUGAAGCUGGGCAUGGAGCGGGACGCCUACGUCAUGGUGGCCGAGAAGGGCGAGAAGCUCUACCACAUGAUGACGAGCAAGAAGGUGAACCUCAUCAGGGACCGGCGGCGGAAGCUGAGCACCGUGCCCCGCUGCUUCCUGGGCAACGAGUUUGUUUCCUGGCUCCUGGAGAUUGGAGAAAUCAGCAAGACGGAAGAAGGCGUCAACCUGGGCCAAGCUUUGCUGGAGAAUGGGAUUAUCCACCAUGUCUCCGACAAGCACCAGUUCAAGAACGAGCAGGUGAUGUACCGGUUCCGUUACGACGACGGCACCUACAAGGCCCGCAGUGAGCUGGAGGACAUCGUGUCCAAGGGCGUGAGACUCUACUGCCGCCUGCACAGUCUCUACACGCCCAUGAUCAAGGACCGUGACUAUCACCUGAAGACGUACAAGUCGGUGCUGCCCGGGAGCAAGCUGGUGGACUGGCUGCUGGCGCAGGGCGAUUGUCAGACGCGGGAGGAGGCGGUGGCGCUCGGCGUGGGCCUGUGCAACAAUGGCUUCAUGCACCACGUGCUGGAGAAGAGCGAGUUCAAGGACGAGUCCCAGUACUUCCGUUUCCAUGCCGACGAGGAGAUGGAGGGCACCGGCGGCAGGAACAAGCAGCUGCGCAGCGACUUCCGGCUGCUGGAGAACAUUCUGGCCAAGCGCCUGCUGAUCCCGCCCCAGGAGGAGGACUAUGGCUUCGAGAUCGAGGAGAAGAACAGGGCCGUGGUGGUGAAGUCGGUGCAGAGGGGCUCGCCGGCCGAGAUGGCCGGCCUGCAGGUGGGCCGCAGGAUCUGCUCCAUCAACGAGGACCUGGUGUCCACGCGGCCCUUCUCCGAGGUGGAGACCGUCCUCAACCAGGCCUUCUGCUCCCGCCGCCCGCUGCGCGUCCUGGUGGCCGCCAAGGCCAAGGAGGUCAUCAGGGUCCCGGACCGCCCCGACUCCCUGUGCUUCCAGAUCCGCGGCGCUGCGCCCCCGUACGUCUACGCCGUGGGCCGAGGCUCGGAGGCGGCGGCCGCGGGACUCUGUGCCGGCCAGUGCGUGCUGAAGGUCAGCGGCACCAGCGUGGCCGGCGGCAGUGCCUCCGAGGUGCUGGAGCACUUCCAGGCGUUCCGGAGCCGCCGGGAAGACGCCCUGGGUCUGUACCAGUGGGUCUACCACACCCACGAGGACAUGCAGGAGGCCCGGGCCAUCCACGAGGAGCCACAGGGCGAGGGGCCCCGGGAGGAGGACCCGCCCGACGCAGCCUCACCCCUGCUGUCGCUGGGCCCCCAGCUGAGCCUGCAGGAGGACGGCCCCACGGUCAGCCUGACGGUGGACAACGGGCCCCUGGAGCACGGUGUGGUGUAUGAGUACGUGAGCACAGCGGGCGUCAAGUGCCACGUGCUGGAGAAGGUCGUGGAGCCGCGCGGCUGCUUCAGCCUCACCGCCAAGGUGCUGGAGGCCUUUGCGGCCGAGGACAGCCUCUUCGUGCAGAACUGCGGGCGCCUCAUGGCCCUGAGCAACAGCCUGAGGACCAUGUCGCACUUCGAGUUCCGCAGCAUCUGCGACGCCAAGCUGGAGAGCCUGGGCCAGAGGAUCGCUCGCUACCAGGAGUUUGCAGCCGAGCUGAAGAGCCGAGUCAGCCCUCCCUUCAAGCAGGCCCCCCCGGAGCCCCACCCACUCUGCGGCCUGGACUUCUGCCCCACCAACUGCCACAUCAACCUCAUGGAAGUCUCCUACCCCAAGACCACCCCCUCGGUCGGCAGGUCCUUCAGCCUCCGCUUCGGACGCAAGCCCUCCCUCAUCGGCCUCGACCCAGAGCAAGGCCACCUGAACCCCAUGUCCUACACCCAGCACUGCAUCACCACCAUGGCCGCCCCUUCGUGGAGGUGCCCGGCUGCCGUGGAGGGGGACGUGCUGUGCCCGGGCUCCCCCGGGCCACGGGCGCGGGGUCUGCACUCGCUCCUCACGCAGGAGGACCGCGAGAUCCAGGACGCCUACCAGCAGCUCUUCGCCCGGCUGGACGUGGCCCUGAAGGAGAUGAAGCAGUACGUGAGCCAGAUCAACAGGCUGCUGUCCACCAUCACGGAGCCCACGUCAGCGGGGUCCUGCGACCCACCCUCGGUGGAGGAGGCCUCGUCCCCCCCACUGGCCGGCGAGGAGAGUGAGACGGACAGGAGCGAGCAGGGGGGCAGCAAGAAGGUGUGCUUCAAGGUGUCCGAGGAGGACCAGGAGGACUCGGGCCACGACACCAUGAGCUACCGCGACUCCUACAGCGAGUGCAACAGCAACCGGGACUCGGUGCUGUCCUACACCAGCGUGAGGAGCAACAGCUCGUACCUGGGCAGCGACGAGAUGGGCUCUGGGGACGAGCUGCCGUGCGACAUGCGGAUCCCAUCGGACAAGCAGGACAAGCUGCACGGCUGCCUGGAGCAUCUGUUCAACCAGGUGGACGCCAUCCACGCGCUGCUCAAGGGUCCGGUCAUGAGCAGGGCCUUCGAGGAGACCCGGCACUGCCCCAUGGAGCACAGCCUGCUGGAGUUCAAGCAGAAGGAGGAGAUCACCCUGCGGGGCCGCAGCCUGAUCCAGGUCAGCAUCCGGGAGGACCCCUGGAACCUGCCCAGCUCCAUCCGGGCCCUGGUGGACAACAUCCAGAGAUACGUGGAGGACGGGAAGAACCAGCUGCUCCUGGCCCUGCUCAAGUGCACGGACACGGAGCUGCAGCUGCGGAGGGACAGCAUCUUCUGCCAGGCGCUGGUGGCCGCCGUGUGCGCCGUGUCGGAGCAGCUGCUGGCCGCCCUCAGCUACCGCUACAACAACAGCGGCGAGUACGGCGAGAGCAGCCGCGACGCCAGCCGCAAGUGGCUCGAGCAGGUGGCCGCCACCGGCGUCCUGCUGCACUGCCAGUCCCUGCUGGCGCCCGCUGCCGUGAGCGAGGAGCGGACCAUGCUGGAGGACAUCUGGGUGACCCUGUCCGAGCUGGACAACGUCACCUUCUCCUUUAAGCAGCUGGAUGAGAACUUCGUGGCCAACACCAACGUCUUCUACCACGUCGAGGGCAGCCGGCAGGCACUGCGGGUCGUUCUCCACUUGGACAGUUACCACUUCUCCAAGCUGCCCUCGCGCCUGGAGGCCGGGGCCAGCCUGCGGCUGCACACGGUGCUCUUCACCCAAGCUUUGGAGAACGUGGAGGGGCCGCCUCCUCCAGGCAGCCCAGGGCCGGCUGCAGAUCUGCAACAGGAGAUCAACGCCCAGUCCCUGGAGAAGGUCCAGCAGUAUUACCGCAAGCUCAGGGCAUUCUACCUGGAGAAGUCGAACCUGCCCACGGACGCCAGCGCCACGGCCGUGAAGAUCGACCAGCUGAUCCGCCCCAUCAACGCGCUGGACGAGCUCUGCCGCCUCCUGCGGGUCUUCAUCCACUCCAAGCCGGGCGCGGGGGCCAGCGUGGGCGCCGGCCUGGUGCCCGUGUCCUCCGAGCUCUGCUACCGCCUGGGCGCCUGCCAGAUCGUCAUGUGUGCCACCGGCAUGCAGAGGAGCACCCUCAGCGUGUCCCUGGAGCAGGCGGCCGUGCUGGCGCGGAGCCACGGGCUGCUGCCGCGCUGCAUGAUGCAGGCCACGGACAUCAUGCGCAAGCAGGGCCCCCGGGUGGAGAUUCUGGCCAAAAACCUGCGCAUCAAGGAUCAGAUGCCCCAGGGGGCGCCCAGGCUCUACCGCCUCUGCCAGCCGCCCGUGGACGGAGACCUCUGACCACCCCGCGGGAUGAAGGCGCUCCAUCUGCUCAGGCCGGCCCGGCCUCUGUUCCUGCCCGCCCGGGGCCUGGCCAGCCGCUUCUGCUGCCCACUGUGAGGACAAGCCAGGAACGGGCGGAAGGGCCUGGUGGGCACCUCAGAGCUGACGGGCACGGCUGGCGCCCCGCCCCCGCCCGAAGCCCGUGGCGGACCCAGCGCCCCGGGACGGCUCCACUGCACUUUGGAAAACCCCGACUUCCCCCGCUCCCACAUUCCAGACCCCCUAACUCUGAACUAACCGGCUCGCUGGACCUGGGAAGCUGGACCUCGGCCAGGAGAGGCGGGGAUGGGCCGCCUGUCCCCCGCUUGGCUCCACACGCUGGCCUGGCGCGGCCGCCUGGCGUGGGCCCGGCGUGGACGUCACUGAGGGGACACGAGGGGACGCGGCCUCCCCAGGGCGUCACCCGGAACUCCUGCAUCCCGGGUGGCGGCGGCGGCUUCGUCAAAGAUGUUUUUUUUUUUUCUUGGAUUGUGUGAUUAUAUAUUUGACAUUUAAAAUUUUAAAGAAAUAUAUUGUCUAACGGGACCAACGUAAAGUAGUAUUGACAAGCUUUCACAAUUGUACUAAAAAACGAAAAAAAACCUUAAAUUAUUGAAAUUUUUAAAAUGUCAGUAUUUCGUAUUUUGUGACGCGGGGGCAGCCUGGUACUGAGCGACGCCCCUCCUCUGGCCGCCGUGCAGUCGGGCAUGAAGUCUUGGCUCUUCGAGUGACGGUGCUGCAGGGUCAGAGGUCACGGGCCGGAGCUGGAGGUCUGUCUCCCCCGCCCCCUGCUACCACCACCAGCUGCCCAUCCUGCAGGGAGGAGCCAGGGGGAGCCCAGGGGCACUUCCGUGCCCCCAUCGCGGAACUGGCCAGGCAGCCCGGAGUCGGGGAGGGUCCCGUGCCACCCCGGGGGAGGGGUCCACGGGGAUCGCCCUCUGCGGUCAGUCCCUCCGCUUCCGCCGGACCCUGGCAGGGGCAAGACCCAGCUGAGGCUGUGAGUGGCGGAGGCGGGGGGGGGGGGUGGUCUUCCCGCCUGGGUAGGGGUGAGAGUGUGCCACCCUUCUCUCACCCCUUGCCCGCCACCUGGUGGGUGCCCGCCUGGGGGCGCAGGGGGGUGCGGGAGAUGCGGGUACAGAGGACCGGCCUGAGCCGCGGCACACGCACUGGUUUCUUUUCAGAUGUACAGGUUCUCAUGGAAUUCAUGGUAGAUUUUUUUAUUAUUAAAAAUCAGUUUCUACGACCAAG
This is a messenger RNA of Sorex araneus (European shrew), 6177 nucleotides long. It is a transcript of the gene PREX1, whose product is annotated as phosphatidylinositol-3,4,5-trisphosphate dependent Rac exchange factor 1. The transcript is spliced from 40 exons. Gene Ontology annotation, biological process: intracellular signal transduction. NCBI's taxonomy places the organism in Eukaryota, Metazoa, Chordata, Mammalia, Eulipotyphla, Soricidae. Gene Ontology annotation, molecular function: protein binding; guanyl-nucleotide exchange factor activity. The record is from RefSeq and is a predicted model, not a curated record. Bases 1 to 4908 code for a protein of 1635 amino acids.